AGAAACAAUAAUGGCCGCCACACGCCAACGAUGACCAUUCCAAAAAGAAGUCUGACCACGGCGUCGUUUCCACUCUCUCAAACUAUUGUGAACGUCUCAUAAAUUUUCUAAAUGCUCUUUAUUGCCACCUAACUCCAUUGAUUCCUUUCUUUGUUCUCAUUCUUUUCAUUUUUCUCUCAAAGUCCAAUACCCUCAUUUUUUUUUCCAUUUUUUUUUGCUCUUCUUGAUCCUGUUCUAUCUGCCGAAAGAGGUUAUCUGAAAUGAAUUUUAACUUUAGAAGCUUAAAUGAGGAUUCUGCAACUUCCCAAAUGGAAAUCCUUAGAUGUCCAUUUUUGAGCAACAUUAAUGAGCCGACUAACUUUUCGUUCUCGUCGGCUUUGCCCUUUCCCUUGCCGGUACGAGGAGCCAAAGGCCCGAUUUUUGAAGAUGGGCCCAAUUUUGACGUGGCGUUCAGGCUUUUUCAUGGUCAGGAUGGAGUAGUUCCACUGUCGGAACGAUCUUCCUUGCAUGUUAAGAAAGCAGAGCCUGAAACAGCCCCACCCGAGUUCAAUCCUUUGGCUGCGAAGGCAGCCACCAUUAGUCUCUCAUCAUUUGGAUUAGGAGGGCCUUUCAGUUUCUACGCGUUCUCUAAUAAGUGGAAGAAUCAAAAUGGAAAAUCAAAACCAUCAAAGAAAGAAUCUUCUUCAAAGGGCAGAAAUUCCAAUCACGAAGCAUCGGGCAAUGAAUGGCUGCAAAAUGGUAACUGUCCAAUAGCAAAAUCAUAUAGGGCAGUCACGGGUGUUUUGCCACUUGUUGCUAAAGUUUUUCAGCCACCUCCAGGAAUGAAAUUCAAGUGCCCGCCUGCAGUGGUAGCAGCCCGGGCAGCACUGGCAAAAACUGCUUUUGCCAAGAGCCUCCGCCCUCAAUCCUUGCCCACCAAAGUAAUGGUGAUAGGGAUGUUAGGCAUGGCGGCAAAUGUUCCGUUGGGGAUAUGGAGAGAGCAUACCAAAAAGUUCUCACCAUCUUGGUUUGUGGCUGUCCAUGCGGCUGUUCCAUUCAUAGCCAUGCUCCGGAAAUCUGUUUUGAUGCCAAAGACAGCUAUGGCUUUCACAAUUGCAGCAUCCAUAUUAGGACAGGUUAUCGGCUCUAGGGCUGAACGGUAUCGAUUGAGAGCAGUAGCAGCAAAACAAUUACAUAUCAGGGAAUCCUCUGUUUCUGUUGGUGCUGCAAAUCAUUUGGAUGUCGUCGGUUUUAAGGAUGGUUAUUGCAGGAAAGACGAAUGGAAUCCAGUUUCUCUUCAGGUGGCAACACCUUCUUCAUCAACAGACAUGUUCUGCUAAUCAUUUUCUCCCCCAAUUGUAUGUUGAUCUUUACAUGUUUUGAAGUGUUUCUUUAUUUGUACCAGACACUUUUAAUGCAUAUUUCGCUCUUGAAAGAUUGACUUGAUAAACAUAUACAA
Messenger RNA from Gossypium arboreum, 1438 nucleotides. RefSeq lists its product as uncharacterized. The transcript is spliced from 4 exons. Lineage: Eukaryota; Viridiplantae; Streptophyta; Magnoliopsida; Malvales; Malvaceae. Bases 261 to 1319 code for a protein of 352 amino acids. Gene Ontology annotation, cellular component: chloroplast. The record is from RefSeq and is a predicted model, not a curated record.